Globicephala melas (long-finned pilot whale) is the source of this 1146-nucleotide messenger RNA. It is a transcript of the gene NUDT13, whose product is annotated as nudix hydrolase 13. NCBI's taxonomy places the organism in Eukaryota, Metazoa, Chordata, Mammalia, Artiodactyla, Delphinidae. Gene Ontology annotation, molecular function: metal ion binding; hydrolase activity. The record is from RefSeq and is a predicted model, not a curated record.
AUGCCUCAAGAUUCUUCUUACUUCAUUUUCAAAAGGACUUUGCUUUUCAUGUAUUCUGAGAAACUUGACUCCAUUACUCUGGAGACACUCCUAGGCUUACUUGGUCUAUUAGGGAGAAAAUCUUUUUGGUGCUAUAGGCUGCUGUCAACCUAUGUCACUAAGACACGGUAUUUAUCUGAGCUGAAGGAAUAUGAUGAUGCAUGUAAAAAAGCCCAGCAGACAGGAGCAUUUUACCGCUUUCAUAACCUGGCUCCUUUGGUUCAGAAAUCAGAACAUCAAUACCUGGCCCCCCAGCUGUACCUACUUCAAUUGGAAAGACUCCUGGGUAAGUUUGGGCAGGACAUGCAAACAACAGAAUAUUCCGUGCUAACUGGAUGCUCCGAACAGCAAGAAGCAUUGUUUGCUCUGGAUCUAGGUCUAAAUAGCUCCUCUUCCAUAAAUGCUUCCUUACAGAAACCUGAAAUGGAGACAGAGCUCAAGGGGUCUUUCACUGGGCUGAGGAAGGCUCUCUUUCAGCUGAAUGUGAAGGAUGCCUCCUUGCUAUCCAUGGCUCAGGCUCUUCUCCAUUGGCAUGAUGCUCAUCAGUUCUGCAGCAGAAGUGGACAGCCCACCAAGAAGAAUGUGGCUGGCAGCAAGCGUGUGUGCCCUUCCAAUAAGAUCAUCUAUUAUCCACAGAUGACUCCUGUGGUGAUCACUCUGGUGUCAGAUGGGACUCAAUGACUGCUUGCCCGCCAGAGUUCCUUUCCCAAGGGAAUGUAUUCUGCCUUGGCAGGUUUUUGUGAUAUAGAUGAAAGUCUGGAAGAGGCUAUCUGGCGAGAAGCUGCAGGAGAGGUGGGAUUGGAGGUGGAAAGACUGCAAUACUCUGCAUCUCAGCACUGGCCCUUUCCUAAUGGUGCACUCAUGAUUGCUUGUCAUGCAACUGUGAAACCAGGGCAGACAGAGAUCCAGGUGAACUUGAGAGAACUAGAAGCAGCUGCCUGGUUCAGUCAUGAUGAGGUGGCCACAGCCCUGAGGAAAGACAACCCAUAUUAUCAGCAACAGAAUGGGGCUUUCCCAUUCUGGUUGCCCCCCCCCAAGUUAGCCUUUACCCACCAACUGAUAAAGGAGUGGGUGGAAAAACCGACCUGUUCUAUCCUGCCUGCUUAG